CAAAAACGUCAGUCUCCACCAGCUUUCAGACCAUACUCUAUCGUUUUUCGUAGCAUACAAAGUAUAGCCGUAAAGGGUAAUUUGGGUGAAUAGCUGAAUAUUGAAUUCCUUCGUAUUGGCACUAGAAGGAGGCAGGAAGCAGUGUCUGACCAUAUCUGCAAGAGUUUUCGUUUUUCAAAGCAUAGGAAGAAUGUGGCUCAAUUGGACAAUUUUUAAUAAUUUAUAUUAAAAAUUGUAAGUUGACCAAAGAAAGGAGAAAGCAGAUUCAAUGGCCGGCUUAUCUUUCACUUUCAAGUUUCUACAGCAUUUGUUUUUUGUGUUCAUACCGAAGGAUGCUGAUUUUAAAGUAGAGGCUUUAGAACAUUAUGGUCACUGUCACAGAGAUAGCUCAUAGCAUAGUAAAUGGAGAGCUUGGUAUCUAUGGUGUAUCUUUUCAUAUUGUUGUCUUUACUGCAGUGUUUAAACUUUGGUCCUGCUGCAGCAGUAGCUCAUGCUGGAAAUGGCGAUGGAGUGCAGCCAUUGUCCAAAAUUGCCAUCCACAAGGCGGUCUAUGCACUUCAUGAAAAUGCUUCUGUCAAAGCACACCCACUUGUUCUUGGGGUGAAGGGGGGAGAUUCUGACUGGGUAACUGUGGAAGUUGAAUGCCCUAAACCUUCUGAGGAUGAUUGGGUUGCAGUCUUUUCUCCUGCAAACUUCAACUCGUCUACCUGUCCACCUACUGAGGAUAUGCAACAGUUUCCUUACAUAUGCUCAGCCCCAAUAAAGUACAAAUAUGCUAAUGAUUCCAAUGCUGAAUACAACAAGACUGGAAAAGCUUCGAUAAAUUUUCAGUUGAUCAAUCAGCGGGCAGAUUUUUCAUUCGCAUUAUUUUCCGGCGGGUUAUCAGAUCCAAAACUGGUGGCAGUUUCAAAUGUAAUAAGUUUUGUUAACCCAAAGGCACCUCUGUAUCCACGCCUUUCUCAAGGGAAGUCUUGGAAUGAAAUGACGGUGACCUGGACAAGCGGCUAUAACAUUAUUGAAGCUGUACCUUUCGUUGAGUGGGGUCAGAAAGGAGAAUCUCAAACUCGAUCACCUGCUGGAACACUAACAUUCCAUCGAAACAGUAUGUGUGCUCCACCAGCCCGAACAGUUGGUUGGCGUGAUCCUGGUUUCUUCCAUACAAGUUUCUUAAAGGAUUUGUGGCCAAACUCAGUGUACACUUAUAAGCUUGGUCACAAGUUACUUAAUGGUUCUUAUGCGUGGAGCAAGAGCUACUCAUUCAAGUCAUCGCCAUAUCCAGGGCAGGACUCGUUACAGCGAGUUGUAAUAUUUGGAGACAUGGGAAAGGCAGAGAGAGAUGGUUCGAAUGAGUACAGUAAUUAUCAGCCUGGCUCACUUAACACCACAGAUCAAUUAAUCAAGGACUUGAAAAACAUUGACAUAGUCUUUCAUAUAGGAGACAUUACAUAUGCAAAUGGAUAUAUCUCACAGUGGGACCAGUUCACAGCACAGGUGGAGCCCAUUGCAUCAACUGUGCCAUACAUGAUUGCAAGUGGCAACCAUGAACGUGACACACCCAACUCAGGAUCCUUCUAUGAUGGAAAUGAUUCGGGUGGUGAAUGUGGGGUGCUAGCUGAGACCAUGUUUUAUGUUCCUGCUGAGAACAGAGCUAAGUUUUGGUAUUCAACAGACUAUGGCAUGUUCCACUUUUGUAUAGCUGAUACUGAACAUGAUUGGAGGCAGGGUUCCGAGCAGUACAAGUUCAUUGAGAAGUGCCUAGCAUCAGCAGACCGGCAGAAGCAGCCCUGGUUGAUCUUUGCUGCUCAUCGUGUUCUUGGUUAUUCCUCUAGCUAUUGGAGGGAUGGCACAUUUGCGGAGCCUAUGGGAAGGGAAAGCUUGCAGGGACUUUGGCAGAAGUACAAAGUAGAUAUCGCGUUUUUUGGACAUGAACAUAACUAUGAAAGAACGUGCCCAGUUUACCAGUCUCAGUGCAUGAAUAUGGAAAAAUCUCACUAUUCAGGUGUUGUAAAUGGGACAAUCCACAUCGUUGUUGGUGGGGGAGGGAGCCAUUUAUCAGGAUUUGGUCCAUUCCAGACAUCUUGGAGUCUUUACAAUGAUUCAGAUUUUGGUUUUGUGAAGCUGACAGCAUUCAACCAUUCAUCUCUCCUGUUAGAGUACAAGAAGAGCAGCGAUGGAAAGGUCUAUGAUUCAUUCACCAUUUCCAGGGACUACCGGGAUGUGUUAGCCUGUGUACAUGAUGGCUGCGAACCAACCACUUUGGGUUCUUGAAGCCAUUGUUCCACCAUUAUCUUCUUUGAUUAAAGCAAACAAAUGCCAUAAUUUUUAUAAGCUCUUAUAUAUCAUAAAGAAUUAAAAUGAUCCCCCUUGAUUACCUGGUGGUAAUUUUUUUUAAAGCAAGAAGUGAAUUUGAAUCGAGUGUCCAUCUCUCUCAUUCAUUGAUGCCAACUCCAAAUUCAAUAUUGUGUCAACAAGGGUCCCCAAGCAUUUAUUUCACCGUAGGAGCCAGACCUCUUAAAGAAAUGCUUCUUUCUUCUCAAUAAAAAUGUUUCUUAUUCAUUGGUU
Durio zibethinus is the source of this 2562-nucleotide messenger RNA. The record is from RefSeq and is a predicted model, not a curated record. NCBI's taxonomy places the organism in Eukaryota, Viridiplantae, Streptophyta, Magnoliopsida, Malvales, Malvaceae.